AAGGCAUCAUUGCUCGUUGCCAACGUCACCCGGAACCAGGAAAUGUCGAGCUUGUUGUGAGUCGUCGCGUUGGUUUUAACUGUUUCUUUUUCCUUUUCUAUCCUGGGUCACAAAUGUCGACCUCCGCCGGACCAGCUCUUUGGUCCUCGGUGCUGCUGCUGGUGCUGGUCGGGACUGUCGGUGCCGUGUCCGAACGGGGGACGUGGACCCUGAACAUCGACAGCGAAACUCUGAAGAACCAGAACUACUUCUUCUACACUAAAACUCUGUUCAACAGCAGCUCCAUUUAUCUCAAGGUGGUGUCAGAGACCUGCAACGGGUCACCACCUGUCGAGCUCGACGUUUCCUGGUAUCUGAGGAGCUCGCACUGCUACAAUGAAGUCUUCAGCCUGGACGCGACGCGCGCAGCAGAUUACUUCAGCUCGACGGGGGUCGAUCAAGUAGGAGGAAGUGGAUAUCAUGUUGAUCAUCAAUAUCCUGCCAUCACCUGCAAGCCAGCCAUGAACCUCGAGUUCGGCCUGGAACCGGACGAUCUUGAGAUGAAAAUGCGGCUGAGGCAGCCAAAUACAGCAGUUGAGAGGAGCGAUGCCACUACGAAGUCGAAGGUUGCAGCAGUGAAGAAAAGGGAUUCCGCCAAAGGAGGCGCAGCUUCACCCCCCCCCAAAGGAGGCGCAGCUUCACCCACCCCCAAAGGAGCCAGGGUGCCUGCGGCUGCUUCUUCCUUGGAUGUGGUGGCAAAAACCUGGGAGGACGGACCCUACAUGUUCAUCCUGAGAAUUAAAGAAAAGAGCAAAACCCAUGAACCUGCUAACCCCCCCACACCCUGGACUCUACAAUUGCAGAUACGCAUGACGGGUCCUUAUGAGUACUUAUCAGCUGCUGAGUGGCCCAUGAUGAUGUUCUACAUGGCCAUGUGCAUCGUGUACGUGCUGAUGGCCGUGCUGUGGCUGGCUCUGCUGGCUCGCCACUGGAGGGAUCUGCUCAGGAUCCAGUUCUGGAUCGGGGGAGUCAUCUUCCUGGGCAUGUUGGAGAAGGCCGUCUACUACGCCGAGUUCCAGAGCAUCCGCUACGACGGCCUGUCGGUCCCGGGGGCCGUGGCGUUUGCUGAGGUGCUCUCUGCGGUGAAGAGGACUCUGGCCAGAAUUCUGGUUAUCAUCGCCAGUCUGGGGUACGGCAUCGUCAAACCCAGACUGGGGGCUUUGCUCCACCGAGUCGUCGGAGUCGGUUUGCUCUACCUGAUUUUCUCCAGCAUUGAGGGGAUCCUACGCAUCAACGCUGAUCGAGGCAACCACUCCAGCGGUAUGUUAAUGUGUGACAUAUCGCUGGCCUUCAUUGACUCCUGUGUUGUCUGGUGGAUCUUUGUGAGUCUGGCUCAGACGAUGAAGCUGCUAAAGCUGAGGAGGAACGUUGUGAAGCUCUCCCUCUACAGACACUUCACCAACACGCUCAUCUUCGCUGUCAUAAUGUCGGCCAUCUUCUUCCUUUGGUCCACCAAGACCUUCAGGACGUCUAAGUGUCUGUCUGACUGGAAGGAGCUGUGGAUAGAAGACGCUUUCUGGCGCUUCCUGUUCUCCAUCAUCCUAUUGGUCAUCAUGUUCCUCUGGCGACCCUCGGCCAAUAACCAGAGGUAUGCCUUCAGUCCUCUGUUGGAUGAAGAGAGUGAGGAAGAGGAGAAGGAGCCCACGAUGAACGAGGCUUUCGAGGGGAUGAAAAUGAGGGGCACGAAAAAUGAGACCAACGGCACGGCCCAGGCCAUCAAGGUGGAUGAGGAUCUGAAAUGGGUGGAAGAGAAUGUCCCUUCAUCUAUAGCGGAUGUUGCCCUGCCCCCCCUGCUGGACUCUGAUGAGGAAACCUUGACCACAAAGUUUGAGAUGUCCAAAAUGGAGUGAAAACCGAAGAGGAAUGACGACGGGACGGGAGAGUGUUUGUAGAACAGAAGGAUGACUAAUGCAGAUGUUGGUGUGCGGGGUGGAUCCAGAAAAGGAGUGGUGGCUCUCCGUGUGUGUGACUUUAUGAGCUUUGUAAGCCUUGAUUAUACAUACGCUGGGAGUAGAAUCCAUCACAACUGCACAAAGUUCACCUUUUAUUUUAAUGGCCUGUUCAUGUUUAUAUUUCUAUAGAUGUGUAUACAUAUAUAUUUGCAUUUUUUUUCUUUUGACAUGUUCAAUCUGUUAAGGAUCUCUGCUACAGAGUGGGUUGUUUGUCUGCUUUUUUUCUCUUGGGUUUUGGGUUUGUUUUUCCAGCUUUGGUUCCAGUGUAUUUGUAUUUAAACCAUUAAAACUGUUUACGUUCGGAUCAUUUAA
Molecule: messenger RNA, 2303 nt
Organism: Gasterosteus aculeatus aculeatus (three-spined stickleback)
Lineage: Eukaryota; Metazoa; Chordata; Actinopteri; Perciformes; Gasterosteidae
Gene: tmem87a
Product: transmembrane protein 87A
Biological process (GO): retrograde transport, endosome to Golgi
Cellular component (GO): membrane; Golgi apparatus
Source: RefSeq, a predicted model, not a curated record